Messenger RNA from Brassica rapa (field mustard), 1248 nucleotides. RefSeq names its product dehydration-responsive element-binding protein 3. The record is from RefSeq and is a predicted model, not a curated record. NCBI's taxonomy places the organism in Eukaryota, Viridiplantae, Streptophyta, Magnoliopsida, Brassicales, Brassicaceae. Gene Ontology annotation, biological process: regulation of DNA-templated transcription. Gene Ontology annotation, molecular function: DNA binding; DNA-binding transcription factor activity.
CUUCUAACUUAUUUUUUUUGAACAACUCUCUCUCUUCUAACUCUUACCCAAAAUAUUAAUGCAUAUAAAUAUUUUGAGUGACUGAGAAAAAUGAUAGGCAACAUUUUACCAACCUUUCUUCUUCUUCUUCUCAUAUCAAAGUUUCUCUCUCAUUUCUUCAUCACUUCACUGCCCUGCUUUUUUUCCUUAUUUUGAAUAGUUCUCGAACUUAUUUUUCUCCUGAAACUCUUUGCAUAAAUCAUAACACAAAAACCGAAUAAGAGACCGUCAAAAUUGUUAUUAUCCUAUUCGUGUAAAACAAUGGUUGCAUCAGCUUCAGAGAGUACGUCAGUUGAGGAAUAUUACAGCCGCCAAGUAGAGAGAGUGACACAACUACCCAACUCGGCUUCUGACUUAGUCGUUGACUCAAGCAAGGCAGAGCAAAACGAGAACUCAAAGAAGGCGAAACGUGUAAAAGACUCCGGUAAGCACGCUUACCCGGUUUAUCGCGGUGUAAGAAUGAGGAACUGGGGCAAAUGGGUGUCGGAGAUUCGUGAGCCGAGGAAGAAGUCUCGUAUUUGGCUCGGAACUUUCCCUACGCCGGAAAUGGCGGCGCGUGCUCACGACGUUGCAGCUUUGAGCAUUAAAGGGGCCUCAGCUAUACUGAACUUCCCUGAACUAGCUGACUCAUUCCCUCGACCUGUCUCGCUAAACCCUCGAGACAUUCAGACAGCAGCUCUCAAAGCAGCACACAUGGAACCAACGACGUCGGUCACGUCCUCUUCAUCGUCUUCCACUUCUUCACUCGAGUCUCUAGUGAUGGUGAUGGACCUCUCGAACACUGAGUCGGAGGAGCUCGAUGAGAUCGUGGAGCUGCCAAGUCUCGGGGCGAAUUACGACGUCCACGCGGCUAGCUUUGGGAACGAGUUCGUGUUCUCUGACUCAGUGGACUACUGUUUGUAUCCUCCGCCGUGGGGGCAGUGGUCGGAAGAUAGCUACGGAAUCAGCCCUAGUUUCAACCAAGACUCGUCAUGGGAUCUUUAACGAAAUUUUUAAUCAAUUUGAUUUUCUUUUGUCAAGGUAAUCAGUUUGAUUUUUGUAUCAUUAUUAUAAGUAAUGAUGUAUGUAGUGUUUAAUACCGUGUUUAUGAACCCUUUUUUGUGUUAGUUAAGCAAGGGUUUGUUUUUUUUGGUGCGUGUGUGAACUCCAUAAUGAAUUCGUGUACAAAACUCAGUUUGUGUUUUUCUUUCAAAUAUUAAUUUCGGUUUA